Molecule: messenger RNA, 1755 nt
Organism: Glycine soja
Lineage: Eukaryota; Viridiplantae; Streptophyta; Magnoliopsida; Fabales; Fabaceae
Exons: 3
Coding region: 63-1682 (539 amino acids)
Molecular function (GO): protein dimerization activity
Source: RefSeq, a predicted model, not a curated record
CAUGGACUGAUCGGAAACAAAGAUGCAUCAUUAAUUUUUUGAUUAACUCUCAAGCUGGUACCAUGUUUUUGAAGUCUGUUGAUGGCUCUGAUUUUGUGAAGACAGGUGAAAAGCUUUUUGAGUUGCUUGAUGCCAUUGUGGAGGAAGUUGGAGAAGAGAAUGUUGUUCAAGUUGUAACCGAUAAUGGGAGCAACUAUGUUUUAGCGGGUAAGUUGUUGGAGGAGAAAAGGAAACAUAUUUAUUGGACUCCUUGUGCAGCUCAUUGUAUUGAUUUGAUGCUUGAAGAUAUUGGGAAGCUUCCCUUGAUAAGGAAGACCAUUAGAAGGGCAAUUAAUCUAGUUGGGUUUAUCUAUGCCCAUUCUAGUACCUUAAGUUUGUUGAGAAAUUUUACAAACAAGAGGGAAUUGGUGAGACAUGCUAUUACUAGAUUUGCCACUUCUUAUCUAACCUUGGAAAGGCUUCACAAAGAGAAAGCCAAUAUUAGAAAAAUGUUUACUUCUGACGAAUGGACCUUGAACAAGCUAUCUAAGGAGCCUAAGGGAAAAGAAGCUGCAAAGGUAGUGCUCAUGCCUUCUUUUUGGAAUAGUGUGGUUUACACUCUUAAAGUCAUGGCUCCACUUGUGAAAGUGCUUCGUCUUGUGGAUGGUGAAAGGAAACCAGCCAUGGGCUAUAUUUAUGAAGCAAUGGACAAGGCAAAAGAAACAAUUAUGAAGUCUUUCAACAACAAUGAAAGCAAGUACAAAGAUGUGUUUGAAAUCAUUGAUAAAAGAUGGAAUUGUCAGCUUCAUAGGCCAUUGCAUGCAGCUGCCCACUUCUUAAAUCCAGAGUUCUUUUAUGACAACACUGACUUAGAGUUUGAUUUUGAGGUCACCAAUGGUUUGUUUGAGUGCAUUAAGAAGUUGAUUCCACAAUUUGAUGUGCAACAGAAAAUUCUAACCGAGUUGCAUCUUUACAAGAUUGGUGUUGACCACUUUGGUUCCGACUUUGCAAUGGCUCAAAGGAAAACCCAUUCUCCUACAUAUUGGUGGCGAAUGUUUGGGUCACAAACUCCAAAUUUGCAGAAGCUGGCUAUUAAGAUUUUGAGUUUGACUUGCAGUGCUUCAGGAUGUGAAAGAAAUUGGAGUGUGUUUGAGCAAAUUCAUUCCAAAAAAAGAAAUAGGCUUGAGCACAAGAGGUUGCAUGAUUUGGUGUUUGUCAAAUACAACCAACAAUUGAAGCAAAGAUAUAAUGCAAGAGAUGAAAUUGAUCCAAUUUCUCUUAAUGAUAUUGAUGUAUGCAAUGAAUGGCUCGUGGGAGAGAUGGAUCAAGAUGAUGAUAAUGAUGCUGGAAAUGAUUUGGUAUUUGAAGAUGAUGAUGUUCUAAAUUGGGCAACUGUGUAUCAGGCUUCGGGGGUUGGAGAGUGUAGGAUGUAUACUAGGCGGAAAAAGCAAAAAACAAGUGUUGCUGCUGCCCAAACUUCUAAAAAACAGGCAAUGGUUGUUGGAUCUUCAUCAAGGAAGCAAAAAGCAGUCCAAGAAAAUGAUGAGGAUCUAGAUGUUGAGGAGAAUAUUGAUGUUGAAUCUGAAGAAGAAGAAAUCAUGGUCAAUUUUGAGGCGUCUGAUGGGGAAGAGGGAGAGGGAGAUGCUCCAUUACCAUAUGAUAACAACGAAGAUGAUUAUGUUGGGAUUGGAGAAGAUGAUUAGAGCCUCAACCUUCACUUUGCACUUUGCAUUAUGUUUUUAUCAUUUUCUUAUUUUGAACUCUUUAAUGAGUUUA